Messenger RNA from Melanotaenia boesemani (Boeseman's rainbowfish), 5145 nucleotides. It is a transcript of the gene atmin, whose product is annotated as ATM interactor. Gene Ontology annotation, molecular function: transcription cis-regulatory region binding; DNA-binding transcription factor activity, RNA polymerase II-specific. Gene Ontology annotation, cellular component: nucleus. Gene Ontology annotation, biological process: regulation of transcription by RNA polymerase II. The transcript is spliced from 4 exons. Lineage: Eukaryota; Metazoa; Chordata; Actinopteri; Atheriniformes; Melanotaeniidae. Bases 137 to 2473 code for a protein of 778 amino acids. The record is from RefSeq and is a predicted model, not a curated record.
CUUUGUCGACCGUGCCUGGGGUGAAUGGUGGCGAAGCAGCCUGUCAGUCAAAACGGAGGGAUGUAAUCCCCCUUUUCAUUCAACGCUGCUGCUGGGGUUUUCUGCCAAACACAGAAAGGACUGUCAACACAAAAACAUGGCUGCCUCUGCGACGGGCAGGGCGCAUAACAGGGACAAAACGACGACAGACAGUUUGAAAUGCCACGAGGAGUUUCUUUCGCAGUGUCGGGAAAUAAUAAAACCCACCAUCACGGAGUUGACCAAAGAAGUGAGGACGAACAUCCUUUGCACCGUGGAAGGAUGUGGCAAGAUUCUUCCCAACACACCUGCAUUGAACAUGCAUCUUGUGAAGUCACACAGAAUAAAGGAUGGUAUUGUCAACCCCACCGUCAGAAAGGACUUGAAGGGCUCUCAGAAACUUUACUGCUGUCCUGUUGAGGGUUGUCCAAGGGGGCCCAACAGACCAUUCUCACAAUUUUCCCUGGUUAAGCAACACUACAUGAAGAUGCAUGCAGAGAAGAAACACAAGUGCUCCAAAUGCAACAAUGGAUACAGCACAGAAUGGGACCUGAAGAGACACAUAGAAGACUGUGGGAAGACCUACCAGUGUACAUGUGGUUGCCCCUAUGCUAGCAGGGCUGCUUUGUUGUCACAUAUCUACAGGACAGGUCAUGAAAUUCCUACCGAACACAGAGUUCCUCCAGUAAAAAAGCGAAAGAUGGAGAAACAAAGUGAUUCUGAAAAGGUUAAGAGUAAUGAUUCAACUAUUCAGAUCAUUCCUGCUACUAAAGAGCUGACAGAGACUGCUCUGCCUUCUGAUUCAACUACAUACACCCCAGACCUGGUGAACCAGAACUCCAACCCUCAUAGGAACCUUCAGAAGUUGCUCCUACCAAAGCCAAAGAUGGCUUUGGUCAGUGUUCCUGUGAUGCACCUGGCCCAUUUACCUGUUCUCCUCCCAUCCGCAGAAAGUGGGACUCUGAGGUCUGUUGUUCUUGCAGUUGACAGCCAAGGCUCUGUCAGCACUCUUCAGCUCCUACCACAAACCACCGGAGCAGUAGUACCCCAACUUGAUGCAAAAAAUUUGGCUUUCAAGGACUGCAUGCCCAUGUCCCGCUCUAGCCAGGGGCCAGUUAGCACAGGGGUGCAGGUCAGUCUGGAUUCCAUGAGUCCAGAAGACUCAGCCAAUAAUGUGGCAGGACAACGAGGAAGGAGCACUUCUACCAACAUUCAGACUGACAAGUCAUUCUUGUCAAAAAUGCCCUCAGGGGUGGGGACUGGGGAGGGAAUAGGUUUGUGUUCUAUGGGUGAGUCCUCAAUUUCAUCCUGCUCCCAAACAGACAUCAGCGUUAGUGCCGAAGUCCUCCUGCCAGUCAGCGUUGAAACACAGACAUUCUUCUCUCGAGCCAAAUCCACAUCUUCUAUCGGAGCUCAGACAGACAGCCAGUGCGUGAGCCAAAUUCCUUGCUCAUCCUCAUCCCUGCUCCCAUACAAAACCAGUCAAACACAGACAUACUUUGCCAUGCCUCAAUUAGAGGAGAAAGCACAGGACCAGGCCAUCAUGUGUUCAGACCUAUUUGAUAAUGAGUCCCUCAGUGUGUCUACCCAAACAGCCCUGGACAUAAAGACCCUUAGUGCUGCAGGAAGCAAUAUAUAUGAAGACUCAAAGUCAGCAGGUGUUAUGUGUUUUGGGGUGCAGACACCUGAGAUUAGUUCAAAUAACAUGGCAGAUAACCAGACUCAAACAAUGACUCUGUUAAAUGAUCUAGAAAACAUUCUGUCUGGCAGCAUGUCAGGCCACCAGGUGCUCACAGAGGCUUCUGCUGGCUGUGGGUCAGGUCUCAGCUCGGUCCAGGAGCAACACAGUGGAAUAGACUUUGACUUUGAGGAGUUCCUCAGUGCUGUGCACAUUCAGACACAGACUGAGGAGAGUGAGCUCGGUGUACUGUGUGGUGACACGCCGCUGGAAUCUCUGGACAUUCAGACGCAGACAGACUUCCUCCUCAUGGAUGAACUGGAUCACAACGAAGGACCAAGUCGAACCCAAGCUAAUGACCUGGAGCUAUUUGAUACUCAAACUCAGACUGACCUCAAUUUCCUACUAAAUGCUGGAAGCAACAUGCACCUGAGCAGCAUCCUGCGACAUUCAAGCUUUUCUAUUAGCACCGAGUCCUCAGACACUGAAACACAGACCGAUCUCCCUUCAUUAGCCACAACUCCUUCCUCACAGACCCAUGUAGGUCAGGGUGAGCAUGCAAGGUUGCUGAACAGCACUGAGACUCAGACUGUGUCCAGCCAGGCAGAAGGCCUGGGGCACCUUUUCCUGACCAGCAAUGAAACACAGACUGUCAUGGAUGACUUCCUGUCAGCAGACCUGGCAUGGAACAUGGAGUCCCAUUUCAGCUCUGUGGAAACCCAAACAUGUGAGGAGCUUUGUGCUCUCUUUCAGCACUCUGAGAAACCCAACAGCUGAAACCCUUUUAGUGAAGCUUUUUAAGCUUUUGCAGUACGGGUUUCUAAAAGUUUGCCUCUUCCUUUAAGAGGAAAAGGUCCCUGUUAUCCACUGACAGACGAGUCUUAACAGUAAGAAGUCUGCACAAAUGUUUUUGACCAUUCCUCUGGGGCUUCAUGACAGCUCUGCAGCACUUUAUUAGGUCAAUGGGCAUGAUUUAUCAGCUCUUGUGACAGUUUACAUAUUUAUUUGCACAUAAAUUAAGAUAUUGUAUGUGUCUUGUCUGAAAUGCCACCUAACAUGCAUACUUCACUGUGUCUGGUUUGUGCUGUUUGGUCUUUGUGGCAAUUCAAAACUGACUUUCAAUUUCACAAAUGUUAGAUCUGCACUUAAGUAGCUGUAUAGGAAAGGCUUCUAAAGUCUUUUUAGAUAGCUUUUAUAAAACAGUUUUGUCUCAACUGUGCAGAAUGCAAUACUGUACAUUCAGUUUCCAUAAAAAAGUUGCAUGUAGCCUUAGUGGGAUCAGCAGCACAAAAACAUACAGUGUCUGAGCUUGUGCAUCAGGUGGCAGCCUCUUCAAUGAUACUUUGUCAGCUUCAGCAAAACUGUAAAUUCAGAAUUAAAUUUUGCAAUGGAAAAUAUGACCAGUGAUAGUCAGCUUUGUUUUGUAAAGGUAAUUGUUUUAACACUUAACAGGCCACUGCUGGAAACUGUUAAGAUGCAUCUCUGACAUGGUAACAUGUUGAGAUGUGGCACAAAUAAAAUGAAACGUUGAUGUCUUGUUAGCAGAUGCACACAUUGAAUUGAAAUGUAAUUGCGUAGUUUGAUAUUGUGACAUGUUUCUUGUAAGUGGGCCUCUAGCUAAGCAGCUCUAAUCUGAAGCAGGCUAGACUGUCGUUGUCUUUGACUUAUUCAUUAGCUGGGUGUAAAUGUAUACAGCAGCAAUGUUACUCUGCAGCAUCACAGUGGAUUAGCACAGUUACUGUAUGUAUUCACCACCUGAUACUGACUGAAGGAAGUCCUGUUAAAUAUCAGAUUUUGCUCAUGUAACAUUUGUUCACAGUAUUUUAAUUUGAUUUAUUAUGUUUCUUCUCUUAGUGGCUAAAUUGACUACAUUGUGUUUUUCUUUUUGAUGUUGAAGUCGGUUACCUUGCAGGCACCACAUACAGACUUGUUCUACAGGGAAACAGCCUCCGGCCUUGUUUAUUUGCUCAUUUUGUUUUGUUGGUGCCUUAAUCCAAGUAUUAACCUUAGCUUCGCUACCGAUCGUUUGCUGCUUUAAAAUAAAAAUCCUAUUUAUUCAAGAUGGAUAGAUGGAUGUUUUUGAAAUGGAUAAAUGUCAGAAUCCUUUCGGUUUUUACACUGCAUGUUUAAUCCAUUCUUUACUAGUGUUUUCAUCAUUAUUGCAUGAAAUAACAAAUUCCAAACUUUUCUAUCUUCUGUGGAGAUAUUUAUGUUCUGUCACAGAAAAAAUGUGCUAUGCAGCAUUGUAUUAGAUUUUUUUUUUCUUUUUGGUUCAGUUGAAUUAUUUUUACGAAGAUUUGGUUUACAUUGUUCAGAUUUAUAAAUGUAGAAACUAAAGAAUGUACAGAAAUGACACUGUGCUCGAGUAUAACAUGCUCUGUUUUUUUUUUGUUUUGUUUAGGAACAGAGCUGUACUUGUAGUUUGUGAUUCUUAAAUUCAGAUGUGGCAUUGCUGCUUCCCACAGGUUUAGUGGAGCAGAGGAAUGCCUUGCUUCUAACACAACUCUGUUGGUCUUAAGUGUCAGUAACCAGUGCUUUACUUUUUCCUGAUGAUGGAGUGCAUGCAUGUCAUUUUCCAGAGCUAAAUAUCUGAGCAGAAUUUGAGUUUCUGUUGCCUCUAUGUGUAGUUAAUGGCUGCCUUGAUUACAGUAGUGUGGAAAAGUGUUUGCCCCCUUCCUGAUUUCUUGUUCUUUAAAUGAACGUUUUUAUUGUAAAGGGUGAAAAAUAAAGAAAAUCCAAACCCUGAAUGCCCCCCCCCCUUAAAACAUUAAUGUGUUUUUGUCACACAUGUUCAAUUUCUCCAGCCACACCCAGAGAAGCCCUCACAACAUUGCUUAGCAAAAAAAUUAAGGCUCAUCUCACUGUUGCCAGAAAAUAUCAUGAUGAUCCCCAAGAUUUGGGAAAAUACUCCAUGGACUGAUGAGACAAAAGUUGAACUUUUUGGAAGGUGUGUUUCCCAUUACAUCUGGUGUAAGAAACACCAACAGUAAAAUGUGGUAGUGUGAUGGUCUGGGGCUGUUUUGCUGCUUCAGAACCUGAAAGAAGUGCCGUGAUAAAUGGAAUUCUGCUGUCUACCAAACAGUCCUGAAGGAAAAUGUCCAGCCAUCUGUUAUGACCUCAAGCUGAAACAAACUUGGGUUCUGUAGCUGGACAAUGAUCCAAAACACACCAGCAAGUCCACUUCUGAGUGGCUGAAGAAAAACAAAAUUAAGAGUUUAAAUUGCCUUAGUCCAACUCCUGACCUGAAUCCUAUUGAGAUGCUGUGGCAUGACCUUAAACAGGCAGUUCAUGCUUAAAAAAAAAAAAGACUAAAAUUCCUCCACAGUGCCGUAAAAGACUCUUUGCAAGUUAUCGCAACCGCAUGAUUGCAGUUGUUGCUAAGGGUAGCCCACCCAGUUGUAAGGUUUAGGAUGUAGGGCCAUUUAGGUUUGGUUUAAAAACCUUCAUUU